AACUCGUGCCCGGACGACUCCCCGCUGAAGAAGGCGCUUCUCCAGCAGCCCGGAGAGUCAGGGUACACGUUCAUAGACCGCGAUGGUCGCCAUUUCCACUACGUGCUCAACUUCCUGCGGGACGGCUCCGCGAGGUUCGCGAAGCCAGUCGACGCGGCGUCGGCCAGGGAGCUCUACGUGGAGGCUUGCUACUACAAGCUCUGGGACUUGGCGCUCGCCAUCCAGGAGGCCUACCCGGGGGCGCCACAGCCCGACAACGAGCAGGCUCGAUUGGCUAGGCUGAACGAGCUCGGCAUCAUGCACACGGACGAAACAGAGAGCGCGUACGACCACAUCACCACCCUUUGCAAGUCUCUCCUCGACAUGCCCAUCGUUCUCGUGAGCCUGGUGGGCGAAGACCACCAGUGGUUCAAAUCGAGGUGUGGGCUUGGAGCCACCCAAACGCCCAAGAACACCAGCUUCUGCGCGUUCAGCUUUUUGCCCCAGGACCCACAAGUAUUAGUGAUCGAGGACGCCGUCAACGACUUCAGGACAUGCAGCAACCCGUUGGUUAUCGGAGAGCCGUUCAUCGGCUUCUACGCGGGCUGCCCCUUGGUAACCUCCGACGGUUUCCGCCUGGGCGCCCUGUGCGUGAUCGAUCACAAGCCCCGGAAGCUCGCGCAAUGGCAGUACCAGACCCUGGUAAACCUUGCCCACAUCGUUGUCCAGGAGAUCCAGCGAGCCGAGCUGGAGAGGGCAACUAAUCUGGCCGACGCCACGGUCGUGGAGGAGUGCGAGGUCCAUCAGUCCAAUGACAGCGUCGCCUCGAGGAGGGAAGCCUGGCGUGCCUUCGGCAGCGCCCCGACGCGGGCGCUGAGCCGCUUCGGCUCGGGGCUGCCGCGGCUCGGCAGGAUGAAGGAGUCCCUCCGGGAGAUGACCUGCCUG
Prorocentrum cordatum is the source of this 924-nucleotide messenger RNA. NCBI's taxonomy places the organism in Eukaryota, Dinophyceae, Prorocentrales, Prorocentraceae. The record is from the annotation of a GenBank genome assembly.